AUGACCUUCAACAAGAGAGUAUCAUUUUUAGCGAUUGUAGUUGCUGUGUUGGUGUGUAACUUUAACAUUAGUCAUGUCAGUAGUCAACAAAUACCUCAAGAAGAACUCGACUCUGUAAAAUGGAUGAUUCAACAAGUUGGUAAUAAUCUACUACCACUUGAUGCAACACUAUGUAAUGCUAAACCAUACGUUAAAUGUACCAAUGAGAACAAUGUACUUCAUUUUACUGAAUUAUACAUCAAUGUAACGACAUAUGUUAAUAUUGGUUUACCUGAUUCUAAUGUGGCACAAUUCAAUCUACCUUAUUUGAAGAUAUUAGAGUAUAGAACAGCUGAUCAAGUGGCUGCUACCACUGACGCUCAAUUAUUUAUUGGUCGUGUCAAAAAUAUGCCUAACUUGACUCGUUUAGUAAUUGAAAAUGAUCCAUCAUUGGUAUUAGUACCAUCUGACUUUCCAAUCAAUUGUCCAAAACUAACAGAAUUAUACCUUUUAAAUAAUUCAUAUUUGACAUCUAUUCCUGGAUUCUUUAAUCAAUCAAAUUUGGAGACUAUUGUUAUUACCAAACCAUUGGUAUCAGUGUCACCACUAUCCAAUAUUUACCUCGAUAGUUAUAUUCAACUUGUCCAAUUGAAAAAUCUGACACUUCGAAUCAACCCAACUGUAGCCAAUAUAACCCUUUUAUUUGACGUAAAUUCAUUUCCUCUAUUGACCAAUUUCGAUCUCUCAUUGAAUACUUCUGUACAAAACACCUAUACCGUUACUUGGAAUUCUCCUGCUCCAAAUCAAAAUAUUCGAAUUGAAUCCUAUAAUGCAGAAUUAAGUUUUGUUGAUUUUUCUCCAGCACUUUUACAAUCAAUAGAAAUAGUUGGACCAAGGGCAUAUAUUAAUCCAAUCGCCACAAACGCAUAUACAAAAUUGGCAAACAUAACAUACUCAUCAAAUGGUAAAUUUGAUUUUCCAUUGAUAUCCAGUUGGCCUCCUGCACUCAGAAACCUUAAUUUUGUGAAUAAUAAUUUAAAUUCAUUCCCAUCUGUGAUUUUACCAGCAGGCUUGCAGUCAUUUAAUUUAGAAAAUUCAAAAAUUAAAUCACCAAUUAAUGGAUCAAUUUUUACAAAUGUAUUACCUGGUGGUGGUAAAUUGAAAUUGAAUUUGAAUAAUAAUCCAGAGAUGACUGGUGCUUUACCAGAUUCAUUUUGUUCACUUGCAAGUUUGGAACUUUUAAACACUGGUAUUACAAUCUUUCCAUCUUGCUUUAAAUGUUUUAAAGAUGUAUAUCCCAAUAUUAUUAAAAUCAAUACUCCCAUUCCACAAAUCAUUUGUGGUCCAACAUUUACUACAACAAACAACUCUUUAAUUAAACUUGGAGCGAUUAUUCAGAUACAAGGUAGUUUACUUGGAUGGGGAAACCCAGAUUACAAUAUUCAAGCGAUAGUUCCAAACUCCCAUUUAUUGAUGACCAACAAUGUAUUGGGACUCACAUCUGUUACAUUUGCUUUGAAUCCAUUGACACCACGAACCACCUAUACUUUUGAUGUGGUAGACACGACCAUUAAAGUAAAGUAUGGAAUGGAUAUUCAAUCGACAUUUAUCAAUUCCCCUCAAUCACCAUACUAUGAGGUGAAGGUGUGGUUUGAUUAUAUCAAUCCCAAUGUGCAACAAUCUAUCAGGUUUAAUGGACAACCAUGUGCCAUUCGAUCGAUUGGUACCACUUCUGUGAUUUGUCGAAUGAAUUCAUUGCCCGAUGGUAACUAUACACUCAUCGUAACAAAUGCCUAUAUGACACAAUCCAUCCAAAAUGCAAAAGUCACCUCUAUCACUUAUCCAGUCGUGUCAUCUGCUCAGUUGACAACUGUCGACUUUACAACCACCACAUUAGAACUAUUUGGUUAUUUUGGAAACUCUCCCAACAUUGUAAACAUACUUUUAAAUCAAACCAUUCAAUGUAGUGGUUCAAUGACCAAGAAUUCAUCGUAUAUCCUCUGCACGGCCGAUCCAAGAAAAUUAAUUACUCCAGGUCCCCUUUCUAUAUUGGUUACUGUCGAUUCAUCGAGUGCUGUACUCAACAACCUUGUAUUCAUUCCAUACCCACCUUCAACCAACCUAAAACAAAAAUGUAUUGAUGAAACACAAAAUUGCUACGGUCAUGGUGAAUGUAAUGACCAAGGAAUUUGUAUAUGUCAACAAGGUUAUCAAGAUAAUUGUAAAUUAAAAGUUGAACCAAAUGUAACAUUUGUAAAGAAUGAAACACAACCAACUGCUACUUUUCAAUUGGAUAAUUCAACAACAUUGGAUGAUUAUAAAUUUGAAUUUUCAAUGGUAUCAAUUGAAGAGAUUGAUAGUGACAAUAAUAUAGUCAGUCAAUUGAUCACAAAUAAUUGGACAGUUUCAUAUGACAAUAGUACUACAUCUGUUGAUCGUUUAGUUUAUACUCUUAGUCCAUCACCGUUACAACCAUUGGUAACGAUUCAAACAACUAUUGAAUUUUCAAAUAUUUCAAGAUCUGUCUUGUUUGGAGACACUUUAUUAAAUGUAUCAGCCAAUUCAAUCAAGAUUGGUGUUAAUGUUACCAAUUGGAAUUUCCAAUCAUUCCUUACACAUCUUAGAAUUGUAUUUACAACUACAUUGGAUGCAGAUCAACAAUCAUUUGUUGAGAAUUGCCAAGAGACUCAAAUACCAAUAUUCUCAGACGACGAAGCAUCAACUGAAUCAUAUCUUCGAGUAAUCAAAGGAUCAACACAAUUCUAUGGUAGAUUCCUUUCCUAUUCCUAUUCAAAUGGUAGAAAGACAUUUACAAAGAAUGAAUUUAUCAAUCAAACUCGUAUUGUUGGACAACAAGGACAAGAUGGUAAUUUGUACACUGCCUAUAUUGGUAUACAUGUACCCCAAUGUUCAUCAUGUUUACUUGAUCCAGAUUUCAGUGCUUUGGUAACACCAAAGAAUGAAAAUACUGGACACUGUGGAGAUGAUAACGACAACUCUCAAGUUUGGAAGAUUGCAGUUGGUGCCAGUGUUGGUGGUGCCGUCUUUAUUGCAUUACUCAUUGGUACUAUAAUCUAUUUAAAAGACAGAGGUGUUCAACAUGAAUCAGAGCUCAUCCUUUAUACUUUCACAGAUUCUUAG
This is a messenger RNA of Cavenderia fasciculata, 3120 nucleotides long. RefSeq lists its product as uncharacterized. The record is from RefSeq and is a predicted model, not a curated record. The coding region runs from base 1 to 3120 and encodes 1039 amino acids. NCBI's taxonomy places the organism in Eukaryota, Evosea, Eumycetozoa, Acytosteliales, Cavenderiaceae. The transcript has 12 exons.